Molecule: messenger RNA, 1518 nt
Organism: Penicillium lagena
Lineage: Eukaryota; Fungi; Ascomycota; Eurotiomycetes; Eurotiales; Aspergillaceae
Exons: 5
Coding region: 1-1518 (505 amino acids)
Biological process (GO): transmembrane transport
Cellular component (GO): membrane
Molecular function (GO): transmembrane transporter activity
Source: RefSeq, a predicted model, not a curated record
AUGGUCGCCCGAGGUCGCGAUGAGACGGAGCCCCUGUUGGGCUCCGCAGACAACGCGCGCGGCAGAUCGGCGGGAUCGAAAAAGAUGCUGAUCUUGGUUGUGUGCUCGAUAUUCGUCCUCGCCCUAGAUUUUGGAUUCUUCUUGGGCACUGCACCUCAGACACAGAUUUUUGAGCAGAUUAUCUGUCGGCAGUACCAAGCCGACCUUCAGCGCGUUGGGAACAUUACCCACGGAGAUCCGUGUAAAUCGGAGGCAGUGCAGGGAGAAUUAGCGCUGGUCAUCGGCCUCAAGGAUACAUUUGAAGGGAUCCCCAGUAUCCUGCUUUCUCUUCCCUAUGGAGUCCUCUCAGACCACUGGGGACGGAAACCAGUUAUGGGCCUCGCGUUAUUGGGCUUGAUACUUGGGGAACUGUGGGUUCGGCUUGUUUGCUGGUGGUCAGAUGUAUUGCCUCUCCGCACAGUCUGGUUCUCAGCGCUUUUCAGGAUCGUCGGUGGGGGUGAUAUGGUUCUCACCGCAAUUGCGCUGGUGAUGGUUGCAGAUGUCUUUUCAGAGGAAGAAGUAGCAACAGCCUUGUUCCGGCUGACGUCCUGUGUCACAUUGGCAGAGGUCUUGGCCACUCCGGUCAGCGCCUAUUUGAUGACCUAUAAUAUUUGGUGUCCCUAUAUCCUUGGACUUGGAAUACUUAUUGUGGGUGUUACUCCUGCUUACUUUCUCCCCGAGACGCUGGAAGAUGCCAAAGCGAAGAGGAGGAGCCAGGUGAUUGCAACCGAGGACGACGAUGACGACCAGACUCCGUUACCGGUGAACAAAACAAUGCGAGAAGAAUUCACCAGCAAGCUCCGCGAGUUCAAAAAGUCCACGCAGUUUAUUUGGAAGGACUUGAAUGUCUGCCUGAUCAUUUUGAUGUUUUUUGUAACCAUCAUCAGCAAACAGACCUCGAAUAUACUAUUGCAGUAUGCCUCCAAGAAGUUCCACUGGAGUAUUGCUCGGGCCAGCUUGCUCAUUUCUCUGCGCGGGACAUUCAUGCUCUUCAAUUACCUACUCCUGAUGCCGGCCACAAACUUCCUCCUAGCCAAGUAUCUCCACCUACACGGCAAGUGGAGAGACCUGCGCAUGAGCCAGGGAAGCGGACUUUUGGCAAUUAUCGGCUUCGCAGCCAUGUUUGUAGCGCCGGUCCCCGCGAUCUUGAUCUUUGGCUUGGUGGUCCUGUCACUGGGCUCAGCGUUCUCGGUCUCUUCGCGAAGUUUGGCCACUGCCAUCGUUCUACCAGAUCAAGUCGGAGCUCUAUAUUCCGCCAUUGCUAUUGCGCAGUCGGUGGGUAUGCUCGUGGCCGGACCAUUAUUUGCCGCCUUGUUUCGUCGGGGAAUGCACCUCGGCGAUGCGUGGAUGGGUUUGCCAUUUCUCCAAGCCGCUCUAUUUUAUGUCGUUGCCUGCAUUGCUGUAUCGUGCAUCCGACUGAGGCCAUCGCAACGCAAUGGGCAGGAAGAAGAGCCAGAGCCAUUAUCAUUGUCGGAAUAG